This is a messenger RNA of Pelagomonas calceolata, 2038 nucleotides long. The record is from the annotation of a GenBank genome assembly. NCBI's taxonomy places the organism in Eukaryota, Pelagophyceae, Pelagomonadales, Pelagomonadaceae.
GACCUGUAGACGCAUCACUCUCAGAGAUCCGCUGCAUCACGGCUCACGCGCAAUGCUGAUUUUGCAAGGCGUCUUGUGCAACACCACUUGAUCUGCAAUCCUGCUCGCGUGAAACCGUUUCUUAGCUGCUCAUUGCUGCAAACAAAAGCCCUGCUGCUGCACUGUAACAUUUUUUCGUGCGCGCGGCCUCGCAUAAAAUGAAGCUCUGGCGAAGAGAGCCGACGCCAGAGGAGGAGCUCGACCGGCGCGCCGCCGCAGCGGUGACGUUACAGCGGUGGACGCGCGGCAUAAAAUGGCGAAAAACACACGCCAAAGACGUCCGAGCACUUGCUGCGCUACGUAGAUUCCAGGCCUCGACGCGGGCACGCGAAGCGGAACUGGUCGAGGUGACGCCGCUGCGGCGCUCCGCCGGCCUCGUCGCGAGCGCGGUCGGCGCGGCUGCAGGCUUCGUCGCGUCGUCUGGUGAUACCACGAUCGCCGCCGCGACGGCCGCCUCGCUCGCGGCGUUCACCGAGCGGCAGGGUGAGAAUGAGAGGCAUAAACAGACGCAGCAACUCACGGCUUCUCUCCAGCGCGACGCCAUCAAUCAAGAUCGAUUGCUCCAUCGCGAUUCCUUGCGCGCCGACCAGGAAUUGCACCGGAGGAGUAUACACGUCGACAAGGUAUUGCAUCUGAAAACAAUUUUAACGGAUUUACUGGAAGCCGAUAAAGAGGCGGACCGCGAUUUGUGGGAGCAAAGAACUGAGCGCUUCCAAACUCUGAUGACCGUAUCUGGCCUCCUCUUCGCGGGGGCAUUUGCGCUCGCCGUCGAGGGCGAUUUGCCGCGUGAGGCUCGAAACGACUGCGCCUUUCCCACCCCGCGGAGCGACCACCCGAAUUGCCUGAAACUCGUGACGCUCCACUAUUCUUUGCUCGCGUCCGCGUUCGGGCUGCAUCUAUGUGUUAUUUCGGGCUGUUUGUGUAUUACACGACUAUUCUCAGAGUUCAUGGACGUGAGAUUAAAAGGGCAAGCCGUGAUCAAGCGGAACAUGAAACGCUACUCCGUGCUGUUAUUGGGUAUGCACGAGAAUUCUUUGGACUCUAAGGAAGUCGAGGAGGCAGAGCGGAGGCUAGAUGAUGCGCUACGGCAGCAAUGCGUUAUCGAGACGUCGCGGCGCGGGACGUCGGACGGCGGCGAAGCGACGUUUGCCUGGAGCCUGUUUGAGUGGUACGAGCGGCGCUGCCUCCUCCAAGAGAAGGUUGUGAACUUCUGUUUUCAGACCGGAACUCUAGCGAUCAUCGGCUGCCUGAUGACGUACAUGAAGGGACAUUUAACGCUCGGCGACCCGGAGGAAAUGUUGGUUGCAAAGACGGCGUUCACGUGUUUCGCCUCGAUCCUCGGUGGUUUUGCCAUUGCGUCCAAUAUGCUGAGUUGCCUCGGCGCGACUUGGUGGACGUCUGUGUGGAAAUCCUUCACUAAGUCAUUUCUCGGCGAUGAUGCGGCCGCGCUGGCUCCGUUGACCGCCACGCCAUCGAGCAGGCGUCGCAUCGAUGGCGUGGAGGUCAACGCGAAGAUUCAGCACGAACGCGCCGUAAAAUUUUGAUUUCCACACAGGUGGGAACGCUGCGGCAUCAACCGACGGAGGAGCGGGCGGCCUAUUACCUACGAUACUGCUGUCGUCGUGCAGCGAGCCGAGCAGCUCUACACGUGGGCGGACGCGGACGGCAACGGUAUUUUGGACCGCGACGAGUUCGCGGAGAUGAUCCGGUCGAUCGACGCGGUCGAGGGCCCGCUCAUCAGGAAGGCUCACGACGCCCGUCUGCGCGCAAUGGCCAAUGGCGACGAGGAACCGCCCCGUCACCCUUGGGAUGUGCUCGGCAAGCAAGAAGACGGUACCGUCUACAAGAGAGUGUUGAGAGCGGUCGUCAAGCGACUGAUGCGAAGGCAUGACCUUCACGCGGGAGACACGGUGUCGAAGAUGGAGUGGGAUGCGGCAGUGAACGCGGUCACGUUCUCGGGCUGAGGAAUUUUUGUACUAGUUAUCUAAAGUUUAUCAAA